This is a messenger RNA of Paramormyrops kingsleyae, 3604 nucleotides long. RefSeq names its product seipin-like. Gene Ontology annotation, biological process: lipid storage; lipid droplet organization. The record is from RefSeq and is a predicted model, not a curated record. Gene Ontology annotation, cellular component: endoplasmic reticulum membrane. Lineage: Eukaryota; Metazoa; Chordata; Actinopteri; Osteoglossiformes; Mormyridae.
AUAUGUAUAUAUUAUAUGUUUCACAUUACAUAUAUUACGGCAAGUGUCUAAGAGAUAUAUCGCUAUACAUAAAUCUACGGUAAUUGCCAAUAGAUUUUUAAUGCAAACAUAUAAUAUAGUUCCCAAUUCGCCAGUAAAGCAAAGCGUAAUGUUUAAUUUGUAAAACUGCGUGAAUAGAUUCGUUACUUAGUUGAAGAGAGCAGAAACGGGGCGAUUUGGGUAAAGUAAAAACGCAGCAGGAAGGCGUGUUGAAACCUAAAUUGCGAAGGACGCUUGUCUCUUUAGGGCUGCCAUACUUUGAGCUAGUAAGCGCCGUGCUGUGCGUAGCUACGGAAAAUGCCGCUUCAAACUGUUAAGUUCAUGCAAAGGUGAUUUGAAAUUACACUGUUAAAAACGAUCAAGUCCGCUUUUAGUCAAAGACUUAAUGGCAUUUUUCAUAACUAUCGAGAGAAUAAAAGGUCAGUGCACGAGGGACACUGGGAACAUUGUGUGAACGAGGGGAAAUACAACUUGAGCAACUUUACUUUUUGGCACGUCAAGACCUUUUUCAUUUUGCCUGGAUGCCGGACCAAGUGCAGCGAUACAGCUGGAUGUUUAAAAUUCUUUAGCUUGAGGAAAACAGUCAGGGUGAUACUGAAAUAUAAUGUAUCAGGAACAGACCCAAGAUGUCCAGACACUCGCAUGACCUUUUUCGUUUAGUUAAGAUUGGGCUUAGCAGACUGUACACAGCAGACUGAAAGAGAUGUAAAAAGUCAGUUUGAUUACGUAUAGAUAUAAUACAGUUUGCAGCAUUUUUGGUAUGAGAGAGCAGUGAGCAAGAGAAAGUGAAAUAUUCCAGCGGUAGUUGCUGAUCACGAAGAUUAAUAGGAGAGAGUUUGGCCCUGGGACUGAAAAUGGACGCCAGUAGAGGGUGCCAGGUGGACGGUGGCCCCCGGUCAGGGGACAUGGGCAGCCUGGUCGGGCCGACGCUGCUGUGGCUGCAGGACGUGGCGGCCGUGAUGUUCCUGCGGGCCCGACGCACGUUCCUGCAAGCCGCCAUCCUGCUCUGCGUGCUGUUCCUCCUCUUAUGGGUGGCCAUAUUUCUCUAUGGCAGCUUCUACUACUCCUACAUGCCCACUGCCAGCUUCAGCACCCCAGUACACUAUUUUUACAGGACAGACUGUGUAUCUUCCCGUUCCGUGCUCUGCUCCUUCCCCACGGCCAAUGUCUCCUUGCUGAAGAACGGGCGAGACCAAAUAAUGGUGUAUGGGCAGCCGUAUAGAAUCUCUUUGGAGAUGGAGAUGCCAGAGUCUCCAGUCAAUCAGGACCUGGGUAUGUUCAUGAUCAAGAUGAGCUGCUACACUAAUGAGGGACAGAUCAUCUCCACCAUCUCCCGCUCUGCCAUGCUGCAUUACCGCUCCAGCCUGCUGCAGACUCUCGGUACCCUGCUGUUCUCCCCGCUGCUGCUGUCCGGAAUGUCGGAGCAGAAGCAGCUCAUCGAAGUGGAGCUGUACCCCGCGUACAGUGAGAAUUCGUACCUGCCCACCACAGGCGCAGUGAUUGAGAUUCAGUCUCGGAGAGUACAGAUCUAUUCAGCUCAGCUCCGGAUCCACGCUCACUUCACGGGCAUCAGGUAUCUGCUCUUCAACUUCCCGCUGACGUCUGCGGUGCUGGGCGUGGCGAGCAACUUCAUCUUCCUGAGUGUCCUUGUGCUCUUCAGCUACCUGCAGUUCAUAUGGGGUGGGGUUUGGCCCCCAGAACUAGUCCGAGUCAGGGUCACGAUGACUGAUAGGACUCGCCGCCUGCAGAGACGUGAUGAGGCCCAGAGACGAGUGAUCAACAGCGAUAAAGUGGUGGAGGGGAGUGACCCGGCCAAUGGGCCGCCUCCUGAGACACCUGCAGAUUCCCCGAGGAAAGGCGAUCUUGAGUCUGAAUCGCCUGAGACCAUCGGUUCCCUGAACAGAGGUACCGGUUUACCAGAUGAUUCCGGGGUGUUAGACUUCUCCUCAGAAGACGCACCUAUUCUGUUUGAAGCCCCUGAGAUUGUAGAGGCCACUGUGAGUGAAGAGGAGCCUGACCCAGAGAUACAGGACGAUCCCCCAGAGAUACAGGACGAUCCCCCAGAGAUACAGGAAGGUGCCUCAGAGCCGUCUGACCCGGCCACCAUCCUCCGCCAGCGCCAGGGGGCCUGCAGGAGUUCCUAAAGGGGACAGGAAUUUAGGGUGUCCUCAGCAGCAGUCUCUCUCUCUCACACACACACACACACACACUCUCUCUCAAUGGUGCAUUUCCAUUCCCAUCCACUUAAACCCAGUCAGACGAACCUUGGACAUGUGUGAUGACCUAGGCUCAUAAUUAAUGAGACUUUAUGCUUUGGACCUAAUUAUUUUCAUCUGGCGGUAACAUUAAAUGGAAUGUGCUUUGAAGGAAAAACAUACACAUCCAUGUGACCCUUCUUUGUAUGGCUGCCACCCAUCCCUGAUAAUACGGGAUCAUACCGUAUAUAUCGGGGGACAUCAGUUUAUUUUACGAUGUGAGUCGAGCUUGUAUUAGGGACCGGCAGCAAUCCUCCUCCUUUGUGUUUAAUUACGGCACUUUAAGCAGAUGUGUUGUACAGAAAAAGUUUUCUAUUUUGAUAUUUUUAAAUAAGGAAACGAUGUGUGUAGGUAAUUCUGAUGUAAUACGUUCUUGUAGUUAAGAGGAGGCCUUAGUUACAUAUUCUGUAUAAGAACAGUCGAAAUCUGGCUGGGAAUAAUGGCUAGUCAGAGUGUUGAUUUCUUUCUGUCCAAUCAAAGCUAAUAAAUAAAGACCUCAGCUGCAACAAAAGCCAGCAUGCACAGGGGGCCAUCAAGACCAAGACUGGUGUCUAAAAAGCAUCUGUUAAAUACAAUAGCCUUUCACCCUGGGCAAUGAGAGACAUAGUUGUAAAGAAUGCAGACUUGCCUCCGGAAGGUUAUGGGUCUUGGAUGACGGAUGGAUCCUGCUGUAGUAGUCUUGAUCAGUGUCCAUCACUCAACUUGCUCUGUUUAAAUUUCUAGCUGCCAAAAUGGGUCAAACGAUAAGUAUGUUUUGACGAUAUCUUCAAGCCCUGUUGACUUUGUAGAGUUUAACAGUGACAUUAAUAACUCACAUUGUCAUUUUCCUGUGUUUAGCGCGUGUGCCGAUUCCCUCUCAGGCGCCCAUGGCACAUUCUUGAAUACACUGUAACCAUUUUUGUACAAAGCUAUUUAAUAUCCGUUCUCUGUAACUCGUGGCUUUGUCAGUGAAAGCUAUGACCUGUCCUGUUUCCUGUCCAAUUAAGUCAACUGCCUUGGAUUUGGGGAAAAAAUGGUGAAGUGUAAAGGUAUCAGAUUUUGGGUCACAAUGAAACGGUGCAUGGAUUCCAUGUUAUGUGGACAUAUGAAUGGGUAAUUUGAAACUGACAAUCCACCAAAGACUUACUGAAUGUUUUGUUUGCAAGAAAGCUUCCUCAGUAGAAAACUCUGAAGAAUGAAUUUGUAUGACAAGAAUUUUUGUAUUCUUAUACAGGAUUAACUUUGAUGGGGUGCUUAUUUUUCACAUCAUGAAAGUUAGUGUUAAAAUUGUAACAGAUUAUAUGAGAAAUAAAAUUGAUUUUUGGCAUUCA